AUGUCGAUGAUUCUCUUGAAGUUUUCUCUGAGCCAGGGUGAUCUCAAUAAGAUGUUAUUGGCAGAAGUUAUUGAGUUCUGUCAAGAGAGAGGUCUACCUACAGAAGGAACUAAAUCAGAAUUGAUUAGUAACAUAAUGUUCUGGAAGCAAAACACAAGCCCUAUUCCAGCUCCUUCAACACCAAAAUUAAUAUGCUCAGUCCUACCAGAAAGCUUACCUCAGACGGUUCAAGAGGAACGACUAGAACUCAACUCACGAGAAUUUACAGCAUUGUUUUUGGAUGACAGCGCACCCGGGUUCGAUAUAGCAUACAAGGAUCUCACUAUAGGAGACAAGUUGGGUAGUGGGGGGUUCAAGGAUUGUUUCAAAGGCGUCUAUAAAGGGGAAGAUGUUGCUAUUGGUGAAUUAAGAUUGGCACAUUUUAGUGCAAUGGACUUGGCUGAAGUCAAACACGAAGUCAAUGUACUCAAACAACUUCGGCAUGAAAAUGUAAUCAAGUUUAUUGGAGUCUGUACAAAUCCACGCCACUUGUCUAUUAUAACCGAAAUAUGUGAAAAGGGUGAUCUAUUUGAUGUCAUUAGAAAAUACAAGAAACCUAGUUUUGCCCAGCAAGUAAUGUACAUGUAUGAUAUUGCACUUGGGGUUUCAUAUUUACAUACAAGAAGACCAUCCAUAAUUCACAGAGAUUUAAAAUCAAUGAACAUAUUGAUCUCAAAAGAUGACAGGGCAAAAGUUAAUGACUUUGGUUUGGCUCGUAUUCGUCCAAAAGCUGGAGCAGUUAUGCAUACUCAGUGUGGUACUCCAAACUGGCAAGCACCAGAGUUUUGGAGUAUAAAGCCUAGUUAUACAGAAAAAGUUGACGCAAACAUGUCUGAACAUGCACUAUAUGUCCAGGUUAAACAAUACGACAAACGGCCACCAGUUUCUAGACUCGUAUCUGUCUAUCCUCGAAAUCUAUUGAUCUUAGUGACAGAAAUGUGGGAAGGAAAUCCUAGUGUGAGACCUUCCAUGUCUCAUGUAGUCGAACGCCUUUCAACAUACUUGGCUUAA
This is a messenger RNA of Phycomyces blakesleeanus NRRL 1555(-), 1050 nucleotides long. RefSeq lists its product as hypothetical. Gene Ontology annotation, biological process: protein phosphorylation. The coding region runs from base 1 to 1050 and encodes 349 amino acids. Gene Ontology annotation, molecular function: protein kinase activity; ATP binding. The transcript is spliced from 16 exons. NCBI's taxonomy places the organism in Eukaryota, Fungi, Mucoromycota, Mucoromycetes, Mucorales, Phycomycetaceae. The record is from RefSeq and is a predicted model, not a curated record.